Messenger RNA from Penicillium daleae, 1398 nucleotides. RefSeq names its product flavin monoamine oxidase family protein. The record is from RefSeq and is a predicted model, not a curated record. Gene Ontology annotation, molecular function: oxidoreductase activity. The transcript has 3 exons. The coding region runs from base 1 to 1398 and encodes 465 amino acids. NCBI's taxonomy places the organism in Eukaryota, Fungi, Ascomycota, Eurotiomycetes, Eurotiales, Aspergillaceae.
AUGACUGCCUCCAAGGUGUAUGACGUCGUCGUCGUUGGUGCUGGCCUGAGUGGCCUACAAGCCGCCGUCGUAGUUCAAGCCGCAGGGCUUACUGUCUGUGUUCUAGAGGCCACUAAUCGUGUGGGUGGAAAGACACUUUCAGUCAAAUCCUCCGAGAAGGGAUACAAUGACUUGGGAGCGGCGUGGAUCAACGACACGAAUCAAAGCGAAAUGUUCAAGCUCUUCAAGAAGUAUGGCUUGGAUACAGAGGUCCAACGUGCGUGUGGAGAUACUGUCAUCCACCAUGCAGAUGGCGCUGUGGAGAAGGUGCCUUACGGACAACUAUCAGGAAACUUCGAACUUCUUUUGGAGCUCGUGGAAAUUUUGAGAGAAGAAUCCUCGACCGUAGAUUUGGAGAAUCCUCUAAAAUCACACAACGCAGCUGAGAUUGACCGGUUGACGUUCAAGGAAUUUUGUGUCCGAAGGACGCACAAUGAACAGACAAUCGGAAUUGCAAAUCUGAUUUCCUCUGCGUUGCUCGGAGUGGAAAGUGAUGAAGUUAGUGCUUUGUACAUGCUGCAUUAUUUCAAGUGUGGCUGUGGUAUCGACAAUCUCUUGUCGGACCGGAAAGAUGGGGGUCAAUAUCUGAGGAAUCGACAGGGAAAUCAAACAAUCUCGAAGAAGUUUGCAGAAGAGCUUGGGUCGAAUUCGGUCUUCUUAUCAAAGCCAGUCGCCUCGGUGGACCAAUCCAAAGAUGGCCAAGGCGUUGUCGUCCUGACUCAGUCUGGGGAGCUUUUCCACGGUCGGAAGGCCAUCAUCUCAGUUCCUACAACGCUAUACCCUACUAUAACCUUCAACCCUCCGUUGCCUGCGAAGAAAACAGCCCUGAGCGAUAACACUGUUAUGGGGUACUAUAGCAAGACUGUGUUUGUCUUCAAGGAUCCUUGGUGGCAAACUGCCGGCUUGUCAGGCAUCUUGGAUUCGGAAGUUGGACCCAUCAGCUUUACAAGGGAUACCAGUAUACCAGCAGAUGAUCAAUGGUCCAUCACCUGCUUUAUCGUGGGUGAACGAGGAAGGCAAUGGUCAAAAUUGUCCAAAGCCGCUCGUCAUAAGCAAGUAUGGGAGCAAUUCAGCCAAACCUUUGGCAAGUAUGUGAACAAUAUACCCGAGCCGACCAAUUCGAUAGAAAUGGAAUGGGCCAAACAGGGCUAUUUCUUGGGGGCGCCUUGCCCAGUCAUGACGCCCGGCGUAUUGACAACGGUGGGCACUGAGCUCGCAACAUCCUUUGGAGAUGUCCAUUUUGUGGGCACUGAGACGUCAACGGUUUGGCGGGGAUAUAUGGAAGGCGCGGUGCGAUCGGGUCAACGAGGAGGUGCUGAGGUUGUGAAGGAGCUGAUGAAUGAGCUUUCUGUGAGGUAG